CUCCGGUCUGAGCAGUUCACUUCUGAAUCGCCUAACAGUAUUUCAUAGUAUUAGAGUUUACAGCUUAAAAGAGUCAUGAUUCUUCUUACGGUGCUUUUCCUAUGCAUCAUUUCAACCUACUCAGCAUCUGUGAAAGAUUGGACUGGACAGCCCUUCAACUAUAGGGUGCCCCCAAACAGAGGGAUUUUCAUUGGUAUUCUCUGUGAAGCAGGACAUGUGACCACCCUAGCAAUUAAGCCACAAUACUGGUCCACGGAUAAACAAUGACAAGUUAUAUAAAUUUACCUAUACCACGGAAGUAAUUAUCAACAGGGUGAAAGGUUCGCCACAGGAGAGUGUGGGUUACCGAAUUUCAUCUGAUGUAGAUGUCAACUUAGUAUGGAGAAACCCCAAUAAUGAUGAUGAUCAGUUGAUCAAAAUUAUGUUUAAAGAUGUAACUAUUGAAAAUGUGAAUGAGCGUCCUGCUGGGAAAAAUAUUUUUAAAGGGAAAAAGACAGAUGAACUAAUCGAAAAAGAGCAUCUGACUGCUUUGAAAAGGCCUGUGGUUCUGCACUGGAUUCGAGGAAAGAUUAAAACCUUCUACUCCUAUGAAAAAGAACCUGCAGUUAUUCAAAAUCUCAAAAGAGGUUUGGCUAGCUUGUUUCAGAUACAGAUGCAUUCUGGGACUGCCAGUGAGGUGGAUAUCUGUGGGAAAUGCAAUGUUACUUACCAGACGCGACAAAACCAAGUCACUAAAAUAAAGUCUUGCAAGUUAGAACGGACAGGUUUUACCAGUCAUAACCGGCUCUUAGAUGUCAGCAAAAAAUCCACUUCAGCUACAAUAUAUGUGCUGGAAGACACCUUCAUUAAAUCUGUGCGGGCAGAGGAAAAUCACGUUUUAAAUGCACACAUUGACCGAACAGUUGAUGCAAAAGUAGUUUCAAAGCAGAAAAUGGAACUGAAAUCAACAGAAGCUGGGCCAAGGGUGAUGCCUGGGAAGCAAGCUGCCAACAUUGUCAAAGCUCUGGAUUCAAAUUAUGUUGCCAUUUCACUCAUGGCAGAGCCUGUCCCAGAUGAAUGCAGAAAUUGUCCCUCAGUUUUUCAGCAUUGGGAAGCUAUCCGAAAACAGUUGGAACCAGAAAAUCUUUCCAAAGCUGAUGCUGUAAGAGGAUUUUUGUCUUUUAUUCAGAAUUUAAGAAAAGCUUCAAAAGAAGAAAUCCUCCAGAUACUGCGAAGUGAAAGAAAUGUGGGAGUACUUCCCCAGUUAGUUGAUGCUAUAGCCUCUGCACAGACCUCAGCUUCUCUAGAAGCCAUGCUGGAUUUUCUGGAUUUCAAAAACAAGAAUGCAUCUGUCCUCCAGGAGCGGUUCCUCUAUGCUUGCGGGUUUGCUUCUCACCCAAAUGAGUUACUACUUAAAUCUUUAAUUAAUAUAUAUAACAGUCAGAUUGGGAGCAGCGAAAUCCGAGAAAUGGUUGUUAUAAUUACUGGCGCCCUGAUCAAAAAGCUGUGUGACAGAGGAGGCUGUAAACUGCCUGCUGUUUUGGAGGCCAAGAAACUGAUAUUUGGGGGCUUGAACAGAGCACAAAAAGCUGAUGAUGUGAAGAUCUAUCUUCUGGCACUGAAGAAUGCCCUUUUGCCUGAAGCCAUUCCAGUGCUUCUGAAAUAUGCGGAGUCAGGAGAAGGGCCCGUUAGCAACGUUGCUGCUACUGCUCUGCAGAGAUAUGAUUAUUCUUUCAUUACCAAUGAGGUGAAGAAAACAAUGAACAGGAUUUAUCACCAGAACCGCAAAAUUCAUGAGAAGACUGUACGCACCACUGCAGCUGCCAUUAUCUUCAGCAACAACCCUUCGUUCAUGGAAGUUAAAAAUCUCCUGCUCUCGAUUGGAGAGCUGCCACUGGAAAUGAAUAAGUACAUGCUUUCCUUAGUCCAGGACAUUCUGCAUUUUGAAAUGCCUGCCAGCAAAAUGAUCCGCAGAGCUCUGAAGGACAUGGUAAUUCAUAACUAUGAUCGAUUCUCGAAGAUGGGUUCUUCCUCGGCCUUUUCUGGGUACUUAACACGUGUCCAAGAUGUUACAUCUACAUAUAGCCUUGACAUUCUUUACUCUGGCUCUGGCAUCUUAAGAAGAAGUAACAUGAAUAUCUUCCUUUUCAAUAACUUUGCUAAGCUGCAUGCCAACCAGGUGGUCAUUGAGGCUCAGGGCCUGGAAUCUAUAAUAGCUGCAUCUGCAGAUGAAGGUGAAGAAGAUUUGGAAUCCUUUGCUGGCAUGUCAGCAAUUGUGUGUGAUGUUCAGCUUCGUCCAGUCACCUUUUUCCAAGGGUAUGGUGAUUUAAUGUCUAAAAUGUUCUCAGCAACUGGAGACCCCAUAAAUGUUGUAAAAGGACUCAUCCUCUUGACAGAUUACUCACAGGUAAUUCAGCUACAAUCUGGUCUGAUUUGCAACACUGAAUUCCAGGGAGGCAUUGCCAUUGAUGUCUCAGGAGGGAUGGAAUUCAGCCUUUGGUACCGAGAAUCCAAAACCAGUGUUAAAACCCGGGGAACUCUGGCAGUCAUUGGCAACAUUGUUGUAGAUGCCUCUUUUGUGAAGGCUGGCAUGGAAACCAGUUCUGAAAUUGAAGCGACACUGGAUGUGAUCACCACUGUCCAGUUUUCACAAUAUCCCUUUUUAGUUUGCAUACAGAUGGACAGAACUGAGAAUCCAUUCAGGCAAUAUGUAACUAAAUACGAAAACCUACCAUCUGGAAAACACUAUGUCUCCCGGAAAGGAAAAGUGAGGCUGCUGGAGGGUUCUGAAUACCCCCUUCACCAAGAGAACUCUCACAUGUGCAGAAGAGUUUUCAGCGACCAGUCUGACUCCUCAGAAAGUUGGUUUUAAUAGACAUCUGACCAAAACCAUGCCUAAUGUUGGUUUCCAUGUAUUGCUGUGCUAGUUUAGAGCCUGAAUCUGUGAUGGUCAUGUCUAGGACAACUUUGCUGUCAACUUCAAGCGGCCCAGAAUCAAGUCUUGUGUAUGUAUGUGUGUGUGUGUGUGUGUGUGUAAAUUUGUGUGCACUUGUUUACAUAUUUACUUGUAUUUAAAAAGUAGGGGUUUGGGGGUGGGUAACAAGCAGUGGCAAGAAUCCAGCUUGAUGCAAUUCUAGGAGUCAAGGGACUUAUUGAUGGCCCAGCAAAAUGUGACAUAGUACCACACCCUAAAUUUUCACAAAGUGUUUUUCUUUGAGAUUUUUCAAAAAUAGUUGGAGUGAGAGGAAGAUGCAUCUUGGAAUGGGGCCACAAUGCUGGACUUUUUUUUUCUAUCUCUAUCUCCAUCAUUCCCAAAACUUAAAAAUUCCUCUAAGGUUAUCACACUCAGACAAGAUAGUGACAUGAUCACUCUACCGUCCUUAUCCUGUCCAUGGAGGAGGAUCAUAUGAAAACCUUUCAUAUCAUAGUGCUGAUUCUGUCAUUAUCCUGUCAUUGAAGCAGCAUUGCAUUAAGGCGAACUCUCAUUAAUGCAAAAUACUGGGGCAAUGCACUUCAAUGACAAGACAGUGACAGGACCAGCAUGACGUCAUUUGAAAGGCUUUCAUAUGAUCACUGUCACCCGCACUUUCUGGACAGGACAAUGUCCAGAUAAGCAUGACAUCAUAUGAAAGUCCUUCCUGUGAUUGCACUGUAAGGACAGGACAGGGACAGGACAAUGAUGUGCUGUCCCCCAUGUGAUAAUCUCUGGUGCUACUUGUCUCAAAAGGCAAACAGAGGCAUUUGUACUGUAUCUGUCCUUUCUCCUCUCCAUGUCAUAAGUGAUUUAAUUGCAGAAAUUUUAAGUCAGAGAAGUGGCACACAGGGAAAGGUUUUAUUCAUCCUUGCUUAACAUCACACACAAACAGCUGUUUUAACCAUAGAAAACCAUAGAGUGCAGGAGAUUCAGUUGUGAAUUAUCCUUUUGCAUCUAGUUUGUCCCAGAAUAUCUAUGUCGCUUUUUUGAAAGUUACACAGUAAAAUAACGAUUAUUUAUAGAUGUAUUUAUCAUUGUGCAAUCCACACUCACCUUACUCCAAGCAGACCCAUUGUUAAGGGAUUAUCAUUUUAGUAGGUUUUUUUUAAAAAAGAUGUUCUUAAAAACCGUAUUCUGUGCAAGGAAUCAGUGUAUUUGGCAAGCUUGAUCUCGUUGAGAGUCGUUUUUUUCCACUGUCAAACUUGUUCAGUCCUGGUUCUGUAGGAAUGUUUGUUUCCUCUGCACAGAAAUUAGUAUGCAUUCUAUGUACAUUUUUCAUAUGUAUCCAUUUUGCCUGUGCAUGUACCCAAUGCAUACAGCAUCUUUGUAUGCAUUUUAGAUUUUUUUUUCUUUACCCUUUUUUCAAAAGUGAGCCUAUAUAGCUGAAUGGAAGAAAUGACUCAUGUGCAACAACUCCAUUCAUUUUAAUCGAGUGUGAGUAGAUCUUCCUGAUGGAUGUUUGCCUCUUCCAUGUGUGCUUUUGCAUGAUUUGUUUAAUUGUAAUAGAGAGGAGGAAAUCUUGGUGUUAGGAAAAUACAUGAACACAUACAUUAUGACAUAAACUUUAUUUUUAUUGUUUCAAGUUAUGUGUGUUCAUAAAUAAUUAUUCUAUGUAUUAUUUUAGUGAGUCUGCAGGAUGUAGUUUAUAAUUUACAGAAUAACCCCAUGCAUGAUUACUCAGAAGAACCACUAUAUUCAAGGCCCUACAUGUAAGUGCUUUUAAGAUUUCAGCCUUAGACUAAUCCUUGGUGCUCUUUUUGGUUCACCACCCCAUACCCCUCUAUUUGUUUGUUUAGAAGCCAUCUGUCUAUUCUGAAGAAUUUAGGUGCACUCAUAAAUUAUACUUUAUUUUAAAGUGUGAAUUGUAUUUGAUGAAGGAAACAUGUGACUUCAAUAAAAACACAUAUUCUGUA
Sceloporus undulatus (fence lizard) is the source of this 4866-nucleotide messenger RNA. RefSeq names its product microsomal triglyceride transfer protein (gene MTTP). The record is from RefSeq and is a predicted model, not a curated record. Gene Ontology annotation, biological process: cholesterol homeostasis; lipid transport; lipoprotein metabolic process. The coding region runs from base 422 to 2851 and encodes 809 amino acids. The transcript is spliced from 19 exons. Gene Ontology annotation, cellular component: endoplasmic reticulum; Golgi apparatus; basolateral plasma membrane. Gene Ontology annotation, molecular function: lipid binding. NCBI's taxonomy places the organism in Eukaryota, Metazoa, Chordata, Lepidosauria, Squamata, Phrynosomatidae.